This is a messenger RNA of Alternaria rosae, 1152 nucleotides long. Its product is annotated as heterokaryon incompatibility protein-domain-containing protein. The transcript is spliced from 2 exons. The record is from RefSeq and is a predicted model, not a curated record. The annotation marks the transcript as partial. NCBI's taxonomy places the organism in Eukaryota, Fungi, Ascomycota, Dothideomycetes, Pleosporales, Pleosporaceae.
CACCUCACCUAUCUUGUAAAGAUAUGUAGAACAAUGGUUUUGCUUACUUAAUCCUUGCCUCUAGCUUUGCGUUCAUUGACUUUCUGCAUAGUCAUGUAGUCGGGUUACACGGCUGAAAGCGCCACGGCGCGCGAUUGCUGCACAGCCCCGCAUCACUUCAGCAGCCUGGGACAACAAAAUAUCGUUUACCUAGAAUGCAUCCUCACUCUAACACGACGUUCGUAGAAUGCGAUAAAGAAGUACGCGAAACGACGAAAGCGAGAUACCUACCUACCUUACGCGAUCGGCGAACGAGCAAUGAUGAACCAGAGCCAUCUGGAAGCCAACCAGACCAUCGCAGAGCCGCACAAGAUAUGGGUUGAGCCGCAACCGGAGCCCGCAAUUUACAAGCAUCAGCCGCUCAACAGUUCAUCAGACGAGAUACGCCUGCUCAAGCUUCGUAAAUCCAAUGAAGGUCCUCUGUGCUGCGAGAUCCAAAUCUUUCCGCUCAGGCAGGCCCCGGAAUAUAUCGCGCUAUCCUACCGGUGGGGCCCGCCAUCGCCUUUGCAUGAUAUCUUCGUCGGAGACCAGAGACUCAAGAUCCGAGACAUUCUCAAUUCAUGCUUACUGGAGCUGCGAGAAGAUGUGGAUGCGUGGCUAUGGAUAGAUCAAAUGUGCAUCGCUCAGGCAGAUACCACGGAACGAAACCACCAGGUCGGCAUGAUGUCGCGUAUCUACAGCAACGCUACAUCUGUCAUCAUCUGGCUAAGCGAUGACCUUGAUGCUGGGUCGAUCAUUGUGCUGUUGAACAACAUUUACUUUACAAGACUGUGGAUAGUACAAGAGAUACUGCUUGCAAAAAGUGUCAGAAUCUAUCUCAACGGGAAACGCUGCGUUGCAUGGAAGAAAUUACAGAACGAGUACUCUACAAUGCUGAAGCUGGUAGGGCUUGGCACAAUGCCUCGUGCGAUCUUCGGCCUCAUGAAUUAUACGAGAAAGCGUUGGGGCUCAAAGCCACAAUUGGCGUGGACGAGAUGCAUCAGUAACUUUUCCGCAAAUGCAUGUGGGGACGCUCGAGACAAGGUGUAUGCUAUGAUGGGUAUUGUGGACGAGGAGGACAGGCUCACAGUCGACUACAACAAAAGUGUCCUUGAAGUAUUUCUGGACGUCGUC